ACAUACAGCUGAGAAUGAUCAAUCAAUAAGCCAGUGCUUGGAUGGCAACUGCAGGUUCAGGCAAUAAAUACACACCAAGCAAGGCAGCAAGGCAUUGAGCUACUAAUUGUGGAGUGUUGCGUUGGCUGGUCUGGUGGUUUAAGGCUUUGAUAUGGCUUUUGGAAUUAAUUUGGGGAUUGUGUUCCUUUGCUCAUUGUUUGCAGAACACUCAAGUUUUACAUGGGCUCCACGUGAUGCCCAGAGAGUAAGAGGCUAUGGGUUUUCUGGCUCUUCCAGAAUGGAAGUUGAGCAGAGGCAAACAGGUGGCAGCUAUCCCCAGGAUCAAUUCAGACCAGCCUCUCGUGGCUCUAACCCCAGCAGCUUUACCUCUGCCCAGACAAAGGGUAAGAGGACCCGUGCCAAGAAUACUGACAUUAGCCUCUCUGGUUCUAUAGCCAGUGGAACCUCUGCCAUCCACAACAAGCAUCAAACCAAGGCCAGCAGAACCUAUGGUCAAAGUGUCACUGACACAAGUUGGGAGGCAAAGAGAAUCCAGCCCUACACUCUUCGUCCAGUACAGCCUCACUCCAGCAGCUCUGGAUUAGUCCAGAGUCCAUAUGCUAUGUUUAAUGUCCACAGUAGAACUGCCUCUAACCUGAAACCAUCUACUCCUAACUAUGGCUCUACCCAGAGUGGAUUGAAGUUCUCCACCUCCAGACAACCCAACCAAGGCCUUGUCCAGACUCAGAGUAGAGGAGCCCCCAGCCUCUAUGGUCAAGCUGCUACCCAAACCACCUCCCUCACCCGCUAUGUCCAGGAACUGAAGCAAGGGAGCCGCUUCCCUACCCUGGCUUCCAAGGGACCAAUAGAAAUCUCUGCCCAGUCGAUUUCCACUCCUGACCGUCAAGUUCCCUCAAGUGGUUCUUCACUAACUUCAUUUAGACCAGGUCCUCUGAGUUUUGGUUCUACUCAAGGGUGGAGUGCAACAAAAAGCUACAAGCCUAGCUUCUCCCAAGAUGUUAUGCAAUACCAGAGCAGCUCUGCCAGUAGUGUUUCAACUUCCAAUCAAUAUGCCCAAACCUCUGGCCAGAGAAUAGAUGGAGCCUCUACCUCAAGUCGUGGCAUGCCCACAUCUAGCCUGGCCUCUCGCUCCAGUCUUUUUCGCCCUAGCUCUACAGCUAGUGGAAACUCCUAUGGAGCCUACAAGCCUGGCUAUGACCUUGGUGCAACACCAAGCCAAAGCCUGUUUACCUCUAACCAGGGUGGAAAGGGUUCAACAUACAGCCAGAAUCUCCUUGCUAAACCUACCCAAAGGAAGUAUGGCCAAAUGUCUGCUCAUUGGGGGAGUUACCAGCCCAGCUAUGCUGCCAGUAGUGGGCCAGUCUCCAGCCUCUUCAGUUCUACCCAGGCUGCCAGUUCAACAUUCAUCCAGAAUGCUCCUGCCACAGCCCAGAAGUCAAGUGGCUCUGAACCUGCCCCCGGUCAACGCUAUAUGUUCAAUGAAGUGAAGUCCAACACUGGCGCUGUCAGAGGUCCCACCCAGAACCUCUUGUCUAGCAGCUAUGGCCCUACCCAGAGCAGGACCAGCAGUGCCAUCUCGACCACCCCUCAACGCUUUGCCCAGACCGUCAUCCACAGCAUCCCAGAAUUGUACGGCGGAUCUCCAAUCCAUCGGCUCAAAGACCCUACUCAGUAGGAGUAGGGCCUCCCCUAGCCACUCAACCCAGCUCUUCAAGUGUCGGAAAGCCACAGACAAACCACACUAUCUGCCAAGCAGAAAGGCCCCAGCACUACCUACGUCUGAGCCCAGAGCUUUAGUGGACUAGGGGAGUCCAGAACAUGAAGUGGGAUCUGUAGCCACCAGUUGAGGUGCUGUGACCUGGAAGUGUUGUCAGGACUUCUCUACUUCAAUUGUUUUAAAUAAAAUUGAUUCUAAUACA
This is a messenger RNA of Salvelinus fontinalis (brook trout), 1919 nucleotides long. RefSeq lists its product as uncharacterized. Bases 152 to 1675 code for a protein of 507 amino acids. NCBI's taxonomy places the organism in Eukaryota, Metazoa, Chordata, Actinopteri, Salmoniformes, Salmonidae. The record is from RefSeq and is a predicted model, not a curated record. The transcript has 4 exons.